UGCCGACAAGACUUCCCUCACACCCGCUCCCUCGUCGGCUGAUUCACGGGCUUCCAUUCCCCUCACUUGCUCGCUCCCCUCACGCGCGCUCUCACUCACUGGAUUCUUGCGUCGUCUCCCCUAUCUCCCCUCUCUCUUCCCUGCUUCUGUAUUCCCCUCGCAUCCCUUCAUCUGGUGCUCCUUCUUCUUCCGUUUCUUCCCCUCACUUCCUCCAUUUUCCAGCUUUUAUUCAUGUGUUUGUCGUGUGUUCCUCCUUCUUCCCUCCUGUCCAGUCACAUUCCCCUAGUCUCCUCUCGCCUUCGUGGUUCUCGCCCCUCAUUUCUUCCCUCUCUUGGUUUUCUCAUCCGCUCCUUCACGCCCUCAGCUGUGUAAAUCCCUUCUUCCUGUUCCUCACGCUGAAUGUUACUCUGAAUACCUUUUAUCUCCUCUUAUCCUUCUGUUCUUCCUCUCCUUGUUUACUUAGUCUCCAUUCUUCCUCCUCUCUUACUCCCUCGCAUAUCUUAGUCUCCGUUUUCCUGCUGCGAAAGGCGGGGGAAGGUACGGGUGUGUGCGGGCGUGUGGCUCCCAUCAACACGUGCAUGACGGGCACGUGAAGUACCUGGCCAUGCAUGACAACCGCCUGGCGUGCGUUGGCGUGCGGUGGUGUGUGGCGGCGGUGGAGAGGGCGGCGCGGCAGGGGUGUGCAUGUGGGCCGUGUGGCGUGUGUCCCCGCGGGCCGCUCCCCCUCCUUGGCCUCACUUUCAUCACGGAAAUGGCCCUGUGACCGCCUCCCAACGGGUCGAAUAACCUGUUGCCGUCACACUGCUCAGGAUGUAUUGCUUUAGUCUAAUGAUUGCCCGCCGCGGGAAGCCUGCCGACCCCCUGACCGGAGGUUGAGGGCUGCCUGUCUGCCAACCUGGUGUUGUUGCCACACACACUCACACAGACACACACCCACGCACCCACACACUCCACCAUGCUGGCCUGCCUCGCACAUCGGCAGUUCUCACGGCCCUGAGGAGCGGCGUAACGUGAACUUAAGGAGUGUGUCCCAGGUCGCGAUGGUCGCCGCACGUGGCCAGGGGUGAGGCGUGCCUGGCGCCACCCGCGUAAGCCCCACGCCCGGGCCUCCUCCGCCAUGGAGGAGGAGGUGGGGGUGGUGGCGCGCGAUGAGGCCGUGGGGAACUGGAGCGACUGUGAAACGAACUCGUCUUCGCUGAACGUGAGCCUCGAGUGUGUGGCGGGGCGCGGCGUCCAGCAGUGGCCGGGGCGGGACGAGACGCUGGCCAAGGUGGAGGUGGCGGUGCUGUCGGUGCUGCUGGUGGUGAUCCUGGUGUCCAACCUGCUGGUGCUGGUGGCGCUCAUCCGCUCCUCGCUGCUGCGGCCCAUGUCCCGCACCUACUUUUUCAUGACGCACAUCUGCACCGCGGACCUCAUGGUGGGCCUCUGUAACGUGCUCUCGCAGCUCGCCUGGGACCUCACUUAUUACUUUCGCGGCCCCAACUGGCUGUGCAAGACCGUCAAAUUCCUACAGGUGAUGCCGCUCUACCUGUCACCGCUGCUGCUGGCCUGCCUCGCCUUCGACAGGUACCGGGCCAUCUCGUGGCGCCUGGGCAGCAGGCUGUGGUCGUCGCUGACCAUGGUGACUAUCGUGUGGACGCUGUCGGCCGUGCUGGCGCUGCCCCAGGCCUUCCUCUUCUCCAUCAAGCGCAUGCACAAUGGGGAGUACAACUGCUGGGCGGACUUCACCGAGGACUGGGGCAUCAAGGCCUACGUAGUGUACUUCGUGUGCGCCGCCUUCUUCGGGCCCAUGCUGGUCACGGUUUACUGCUACACCUGCAUCACGCUCAAGGUAUGGCGCUACUCGCGCUACCGCCGCGGCUACGUGCCGCUACGGACCAUGCUGCUGCAGCGGGCGUGCUGCCUGGGCGUGGAUGAGGUGGGGGCGUCGUCGUCGCGACGCGGCACGCCCACUGGCUUCUCGGUGACCUCGGGCUCGUCCAGCACGGUGAGACUGGGCCGCAUGCCCCUCAUGGUGCACGGCUUCCCCAACGUGCCGCAGCCGCUCAGCCUCGCCAAGAUGAAGACCAUCAAGCUCACGCUCAUCAUCUCCUUCUUCUUCCUCGUCUGCCACGCUCCGUUCUGUGUCACGCAGCUCUACAGGGCCUUUUCCACCGCCCCUCCAGAGGAGACGAGUCACCCUGUCGCCGUCAUCACCCUGCUGCUGCCCUCCCUGCCCUCUUGCGUCAACCCCUGGAUUUACCUCUGCUUCUCCGAAAACCUACUCAACCAGAUCUGUGGAUGCUUGACGGGGAGGUUCCGCUCACGCCACGUCAAGGAGAACAACAGCAUAGGGGACCAGGAGCCUGAGGACCACCACCAGCACUACCGCAACCGCCGGAGACGCCUGGAGCAGCGCAACAGACUGAGGUGUUCGCCGAGCUACAACAGACGAGGGUUCUACGCCUGCCGAUACCCGACCACCCUCUCCGACCACCUGCCGCGGAGCAAACCCAAGGAGCAGAUUGAGCUGGCGAUGUUUGGGACGAGUUUGUGAAGGCGGUGUUGGUGAAUAGGUGGUGAUGAUGAUGGUGAUUGUAUUCUUGAUGUACCUGGAUGGGAUGUUGUGUGUGUGUGGGGGGGGGGGGGGUAAAUCACUCAAGGUCUGAUCAUGUGCCGGUCUCGUGAUCAACAGCCAGUAACCUACCCUCUUUAUGUGUGUGUGUGUGUGUGUGUGUGUGUGUUAUUUCAUUCUUGAGACGCCAUACAUAAAAAAAGGUCAAUAUCGAUGCAGUGUUCAUUAUUUAUUUACUUGUUUGCAUCAUUUAAAGAGCUUCGUAAUCACCCUUGAGAUGGUUUGUUCGUAGAGGAGGAAAUUUCGCUGUAUUUGGCGUUUCUGUUUACUGCGUUAGUCUUUCGUUUUAUAUAUUUUAUUUUUACAGUAAAGAAAAAAGCUCAAGGGCAAAAAAAAAAAAAAAAUGAGCCCGCUAAUCAGUGCCCCAUUUACUUACGUUAUAUUUAUAUCGUUGUUCUUCGUUAUUCGUUACUGCUUACGUACUGCACGCUUAUUCGGACCUAAUAUUUCAACGUUAUAAUGUAUUUGCGUUAUUCCUACUUCUUUCGUCUAUCGUUGUAUCUACUUACGUUGUAUUUACUUCGUUAUUUUUAUUUCGUUAUUCGUUAUUGCCUUCACAUCUCCAGAAAGUUAAUGCAGUUUGAUUCCACGAAAUUCAAUGCAUAAGCUAAGUUUCCUUCUUCUUUUUCUUCCCUUUUCCUUCGGCAAUUCAGUUUCACGGAAUUUCAAAGAGGGUUCGAACCGGUGGCUUUGAAGCAGGAGGAUUGAAUUGCCUUUUUCCACAUCAAAGCCUUAACACGAGUCAUCGAUCCAGGAGAGCGUGCACUAAGUGAUUCUGCUUUCCUCAUGGCGUGUAUAAAGUUUUCUCUUCGUAUGAUUGGCUCCGGGAGAGGCUGCUGCAAUGUGUGACUGUGCUUGUCCAUCUAGUUAUUUGUUUGAUCGCGGUUCCUUCUUUCUUUCCUCCACUAAAGUUUUGAGUUUUCUUAUUUGAGCUCCCUCCUCACCUACCUUUCUUGCCUGAUUUUUUUCAAAUGCAUUUGAAAAAAAUAUUGUUAGUAAAGACUGAUGUAACUAACAAUUUUUUUUCCCAGGUGCUGCCCAUAGCGCCGGUAGACUUUGUUGAGGGGUCUCUUGGACGUCCCCAGCCCGUUAGUGGUGUAGGUGAGUUUUAUUUUAGUGCGCUGCCGUGAUAUCUGACUCAAUCUCUUUACGAUGGAGAAAAGACACUUUUGAAAUUUAAUUUGGAUUUUCAAGUGCCUGAAAAAGUUAAGUAACAUCGAUCACUUCAAGUUCUUUGAACUGGAAACCAACUCAAAAACAAAAAAUAUAUAUUUACCCAUUCAAGCGAGGCGAUGCAGUACAGACAUUGGGAGGAGUUUCUUCUCAAACUGAGUUAUCCGCCAUUGAAACUAUUUUCCAGAACUAGUAAACGCGAAUACCAUUAACUCCUUUAAAAAUAAAAUCGAUCGUUAUUUCGUUGCGUCAGGAGGGAACUGAAUACCGCUUUCAUCUGCUCUACAAAUACGAAGUGGCUGUCUAGCAGGUUAAAUCACCAGAGCGGGCAACCCCGUAAUAAGCCAGUUGGAUUUCUGUUGCCUCCUUUUCCAUGAUUCCGUGUUUUUUCAUUCUCUCCACUUUUGUUUUGAGUUUCCUAAUUUACUCCACUUACCUCUGUCUUCCACCCUCGCCCAUCACGCCGUCUACUACCCUCACUAUCAUCGUCCUCAGGUCAUCGGGUUCCAUUCCCUAGUCUGACGUCUUGAGCGCCUGCGUCUGUGAACUUGGAUUGCGAGAAAUUAGUAGAGAAAAUAAGGAAAAAUAAUGAAUUGCGCAAUCUUGACCAAUCUUAGGCUCUUUACGACGUUUUUCGGCUUCUGACUGAUUAAAAGUUUUCGUUUAUUUUUUUAAUGGUCUGAAGAAGCGUAAUUUGGACGUGUGUGUGUGUGUGUGUGUGUGUGUGUGUGUGUGUGUGUGUGUGUGUGUGUGUGUGUGUGUGUGUGUGUGUGUGUGUGUGUGUGAAAGAGGGAAUGAAAAAGAGGGAAGAAAGGAAGCAGAAGAACGAAAGAAGGAAAGAAAGGUGUGUGUGUGUGUGUGUGUGUGUGUGUGUGUGUGUGUGUGUGUGUGUGUGUGUGUGUGUGUGUGUGUGUGUGUGUUAUAAUAUUUGUA
Eriocheir sinensis (Chinese mitten crab) is the source of this 4720-nucleotide messenger RNA. RefSeq names its product oxytocin receptor-like. Gene Ontology annotation, molecular function: vasopressin receptor activity. The record is from RefSeq and is a predicted model, not a curated record. Gene Ontology annotation, cellular component: membrane. Bases 1118 to 2536 code for a protein of 472 amino acids. Lineage: Eukaryota; Metazoa; Arthropoda; Malacostraca; Decapoda; Varunidae. Gene Ontology annotation, biological process: G protein-coupled receptor signaling pathway. The transcript is spliced from 3 exons.